This is a messenger RNA of Bactrocera oleae (olive fruit fly), 3722 nucleotides long. It is a transcript of the gene mEFTu2, whose product is annotated as mitochondrial translation elongation factor Tu 2. Gene Ontology annotation, biological process: mitochondrial translational elongation. Gene Ontology annotation, molecular function: GTP binding; GTPase activity; translation elongation factor activity. Lineage: Eukaryota; Metazoa; Arthropoda; Insecta; Diptera; Tephritidae. Gene Ontology annotation, cellular component: mitochondrion. The record is from RefSeq and is a predicted model, not a curated record.
UUUGAAAGCACGCGAUUUGAAAGAUCACAUAAAGGCUCAUCUUAAUAUACGGGAUAAAAUCUGUGAAACAUGUGGCAAGGGAUUUACCAAUUGUCAUUCACUUAUACGACAUAGACAAAUACAUUCCGAAGUUAAAAAAUUCGCUUGUAAAUUAUGUGAAGCAAAAUUCCAUCAAUUUGUUGGAUUAAACUCACAUAUGAAAAGGACGCAUGGCAUAGUCAAAAGUCAACAAAAGUCCUAAAAUUAACAGACGUCGGAACUUUAUAUUAAAAUGGAUGGAUGCAAAACAAAGUUAUACCCAACAUUAAUAAUUUCAUUUACAAAUAAAUUUAAUAGUACGCAUGUGACCAAUAUAUAACGAGCGAUAAUUAUUUAUAAUUAAGAAUUACCAAGCAUUGCGAAUGCUAUUAUUGUAACCGAAAUUCAGUUCUUUCGUAUUGAAGAAUCAUAGCUUGCUCAGUUCUAUGGAGUUACUAUUAAAGGAGUUUCGCAAGAUGGAUUAACAAUAUUAUUCAUUGCAUCAUUAAAAUGUAUAAGUAAUCAAACGUACAUUAAUAUUACAAAUAUGACUUUCAAAAGGAAAAAAAAUGUAUUUUAUAUACAUCAACGUACAUAAAAACUCAUUUCUUGUAGACUAAAUAAUUAUUUUUUAAGCUGAUUACAUAAAAAAUAUGUAUUUAAUGAAAUUAGAAUACAGAAUAACUUGUUUUUAUUUUUGCAUGAAAUUGUAGGUUUUAAUUACCAUAGUUAGAAUGAUCCGAUUUUGGUUAAAUAUACGCCGUUUUGUUCGAUAACUUGUUGCAAUUUUAUGGAUAAUUUCAUUACGCCGCUCUCAUACAAGCCUUAGUUCCUAUUGGCAAAAAAUUGAGACAGUUGAUUUUCACAAGCCUCUCUUGAAGCGAAUUCUUUACCAGCAAAAUUGUUCGCCAUGGACAGGAACAGAUGGUAAACACUUGGUGCCAGGUCCGGACUAUAUGGUGGAUGCAUAAAAACCUCCCUACCAAGCUCCCGGAGCUUCUGGCGAGUCACUAUCGAUGUGUGUGGCCUGGCGUUGUCCUGAUGGAACACAAUUUUUCUCCUAUUGGCUAAAGCUAGCCGCUUCUGUCAUCAACCGCUUCAGAAAUGGGUCGAUUUUGUGACGAUUCAGCAGCGAUUCGCAGAUGGAAAUUCGGUCCAUGAGAUUUUUUUGGGUUUACUCGUGUGGCACCCAUAGAAUAGUAUAGAAUGAAUAUGAGGUUUACAGUGCGACCCAGGGUCUAUUGUGCCCUCUCCUCUACCACAUGCUUUCCCAAAGUCCCAGCACCUCGAAAAACUCCAAGAACUUGCUGGAUGCUAUUGAGGCAAUGUUAUCCCUGCUCACAUAAAUGGAGCCUAGGGCCUUGAGCCUGCGUCUACAAAUUGCGGGGCAAUCUGUUCUGGUGUUUCCGGCCCCAUGUCGCAGAAUCGGCAGUUGCCACAAGAAGCCAUGUUAGGACCCUACGUUGUGUUGCACCCAUACAUCGAACUUCUUUUGGUAUCCAGCCUUAUUCAAAUGGUUCCAAACGGUUUUUUGUGCAAUCUUUAGCUCUUGGCCAAUCGAAACAGUGUUUACAUGAUGGUCGGACGGUCUGAUUAGUUGUUACAGUAUCAGGACCAUAAACGCUAUUCACAUUUUCAGCCGCCUGACUUGUUUUUUCGCCCUUAUCGCAGAAAAAUUCUAAAAUAUAGCGAAUUUUAUCUUUACUACUAUCCAUCUUUGACGUACGCUCAAGCAAAAUUGAACAACCAAUCACAAAAUUGUCAGAGAAGCUUUUGUUGUACGAAAUCUCAUCUUUAUAACGCCAGCUAGCGGAACCCGAUCGGACUUAUACAUCGCGAGAUACAGAUAAAUAACGCCAUCUAAUGGAAAAAUAAUGGAUUUCUUUUUACUACACCUAAUAUUUUCAAAGUUCGUUAGACGUAUAACAUUAUUAAUAAGUAAACAUUUAAAUUUUUUUUAUUAUUAGUAUACUUGGAAGAAUGAAACUAAAUGACUAAUAAACAUUUGAAUAAUAUUUUAUGUUUUUAUGUAUAAUUGAAUAAAUUUGUUCAUAACGCGUUUGAGAACUGCUGCAAACAGCUGUUUAACAGCUGAUUUGAUCAAAAAACAGCUGUGCUUAUCAAAUUGGUAAAAUGUGAUGCAAACCGCUCCGCUCAUCAGUGAAAAAAGAAAAUAGUUUAGUAAAUUUUAAAAUAUCUUAAUGAACAGCUUCAAUAUAGUGCAUUCAAUAAAUAAAAGUGUAUUUUUCUAGCAUUAAUACUCACAGUUAAAAUGAUUAAACUAUUUUCACAAUUAGCCGGCAGUAGUUUGCGUUCUCUUCGCACUCUAACCGCAGACUCGAAGCUUUCUACCGCUAAACUAGCCAGUGUAUAUAGUACAAGAAGAAAAUGGUUUAGCAAUACGAGCGCCGUUGCAGCACAAGCUGAUAAAACGCGACAUUGUAAUGUGGGUACAAUAGGGCAUGUGGACCACGGCAAAACUACGUUAACAUCUGCUAUAACUAAGAUUCUGGCUGAGAAGGGACUAGCGCAAUAUGCGUCGUACGAUCAAAUCGAUAGGGCGCCCGAGGAGAAAGCGCGAGGUAUAACAAUAAAUGCUUGUCACAUUGGAUACGCAACAGCGGAACGUACCUAUGCACACACCGACUGUCCGGGACAUGCCGAUUAUAUUAAGAAUAUGAUAUCGGGCGCGUCACAAAUGGAUGGCGCUAUACUGGUCGUCGCCGCAACCGAUGGACAAAUGCCACAAACGCGUGAGCAUCUUCUACUUGCCAAACAGGUUGGCAUCGAACGUAUUAUUGUAUUCAUCAACAAAGCUGAUUUAGUUGAUCAGGAAGUAUUAGAACUGGUGGAAAUAGAAAUGCGUGAAAUGUUAACAGAUUUUGGUUUUGAUGGCAUUAACACUCCGGUAAUUUGCGGUUCGGCAUUAUUAGCUUUAAAUGGCGACACAUCGCCCUUUGGUGUACCAGCAAUUGAAAGCUUACUACAUAAUUUAGAUACUUAUGUGCCGACACCAACGCGUGAUUACACAUCACCCUUCAUAUUGCCAAUUGAUAAUGCAUUCACAAUGGCUGGACGUGGUACAGUCGUCGUUGGCACAAUAAAGCGUGGAACAAUGCUUAGAAACGAUUUAGCCGAUUUGCUCGGUUUCAAUCAAAAUAUCAAAACUAGUUUAGGAGAUAUACAAAUUUUCAAAAAAAGCGUACCGAAGGCUGUAGCCGGUGAAAAUGUUGGUGUCUUAUUACGUGCCGUUAAAAUUGGCACCGUGGAACGUGGUAUGCUCCUAUGUGCGGCUGACACCGAAAAUAUCUCAAAUCACUUCGAGGCCUCCAUGUAUUUACUAUCACGUGCAGAAGGUGGACGCACUAAACCUAUGCUCUCCAAAUACAUACAACAAUUGUUUAGCGCCACUUGGAAUGCGCCGGCACGCAUUGAUAUUAUACCCUCCGAUGGCAUGCUGAUGCCUGGCGAACAUGGCAAGGUGCGCGUAACAUUACUGCGAAAAAUGGUUUUAAUACCAGGGCAAGCUUUUACGAUAAGAGAAAAUGGUUCGACCGUGGCAACGGGCAUGAUUACCGAAAGAAAACUCUCUUUGGAUAUACCAAAAAAUAAAUUGUCUAAAAUUGUGGUAACUUGUUAAGGUGACACACAUACAUACAAAUAUUUAUAUGUAGGUAUAAUAAAAUGCAAAUAAAGAAAACCAA